Messenger RNA from Drosophila miranda, 563 nucleotides. RefSeq lists its product as uncharacterized. NCBI's taxonomy places the organism in Eukaryota, Metazoa, Arthropoda, Insecta, Diptera, Drosophilidae. The record is from RefSeq and is a predicted model, not a curated record. Bases 98 to 217 code for a protein of 39 amino acids. The transcript has a single exon.
UCCCCCAGUAGCCUCAGACUUUAUACAAACUUCACUUGGUAAAUUCCUUGUCGAUUGUUAUAUUACUUUCUGUUUGGCAUUACUGUCUCGUCCAGCCAUGUCGAGCGAUGCCAUGGCCUUCCUGGCAUUCAGCAUGCACUGCUUCAAGAUCAUCAUCAUCUACUGCGUCUGUGUGAACAUGCUGGAGCAUUUUCUGCAGCGUCUCAACCAGCAAUGAGGAGGAACACACCAUGCCAAAAAAUAUAGUCUGAGACAGAGUCAGAGCAAAGAAGCUCCCUUUCUAGCUCCGUUCUAUCCUUUGUCUUUGGGUCUUCCUCUUUCCAUCCAUUCUGCUUUUCCAAAAGUCGGAGUCAAGAUGGCCAAAUUAUUUGCAUUCAAGCUGAAAAUCGAUGCGAUUUACGCAAAUUACAUACAAUUUUUAAUAGGUUUUUCAUCAGGCAUAAAUUACGAGUACAUCGAGCGAGAAGCAUGAAACGGAAACGGAAAAUGGAAUACGGAAAUUUAAAUUACCUGCAACGUAAUUACACAAAAGAAUAUGCCAAUAAAAAUGACUUAUGUAUCAA